AUGUCCGUUACUCCUCUGAGCGCCUUGCGAGUUUCUAAACAUCAGAUCCCUGCCUUCACCGGCUUUCCCAACACAAGCAUUCAAGGCAAACCCUUGAUGAUAUAUCAUGCUGUUUUCUCCAACCCCACUCCAUCAAGUAUCGAGUCACACCUGAGAUCGGUCGGCGAGGUAUCUCCACAAUGGAGAUAUACCAUGUUCACUGAUUCUCAUUUCCAUUCCAGUACACAUGAGGUCUUGGCCAUUGCAUCCGGUUCGGCCAAAUGCUGUUUCGGCCACGAGCAAAACGAAUGUCGAAUAGAGCCAAUCCUCGAGAAAGGCGACGUCAUCAUCAUACCUGCGGGUGUUGGCCACCGUUUGCUCCAAGACUAUGGCGGUUUUCAGAUGGUGGGAAGUUAUCCCAAGGGCAAGCCGUGGGAUAUGUGUUACGGGCGUGCCGGCGAGGAAGAGCAAGUCAAAUCAAUUGUCAAUUUAGAAUGGUUCAAGAAGGACCCAGUCUAUGGCGAAGAUGGCCCAAGCUUGCACGUGUAA
Messenger RNA from Exophiala aquamarina CBS 119918, 528 nucleotides. RefSeq lists its product as uncharacterized. The transcript has a single exon. NCBI's taxonomy places the organism in Eukaryota, Fungi, Ascomycota, Eurotiomycetes, Chaetothyriales, Herpotrichiellaceae. Bases 1 to 528 code for a protein of 175 amino acids. The record is from RefSeq and is a predicted model, not a curated record.